This is a messenger RNA of Struthio camelus australis, 2131 nucleotides long. The record is from RefSeq and is a predicted model, not a curated record. NCBI's taxonomy places the organism in Eukaryota, Metazoa, Chordata, Aves, Struthioniformes, Struthionidae.
AUGGAGAAAACCCGGCCGCUAUGGGACAAUCCCUUACAGUUUGUUUUCGCGUGCAUUUCUUAUGCCGUGGGGCUGGGAAAUGUGUGGAGGUUUCCAUAUUUAUGUCAGAUGUACGGAGGAGAGGAAACGCACUCCGAGAUGUUUAAGUGCUUGCAGCUUGUUCUGUGCAAUGGACGUUGGCUUGCGUGUGGUAGGGAUCAGUGCGUGCUGGCCGUCGGGAGGCCAGCUCGGAGCCGGGGGCGCGUCGGAGCUGCCCUGCGGGAUCGGGUCAGAAAAACCCGGAGAAUGCAGAGGGUGAAACUGCAAUGGGAACUAGCUACUGCCAUGGCUGCAACUUGUUUUAGACAUUUCAGACAGCAGAAGUGCGAGUUAGAGGUGCUGCCUUUCUUGGUGUAUCCCCCCUCUGCAGACGCGCCUGAGGGUGAGGACUUCAUGUCUGAUGCUGAACUCGAGCGCAAAGCUCACGGCGUCAAUGUUCCUGCAGGCAGUGCAGCCGCAGGCGGUCGCUUCACCGUCAGGCUCCCAAGGGAGAGGGGUCACAAAGUCCGGACGAGGAAGCCGUCCUCGCCUCCGUUUCCUCUGGGCUGCGUCUAUCGCCGGCACUGGCCCCUUCCCUCCCGGCCCCUCAACAUCGCGCCCUCGCGGGAGGCGAGCGGCGGGCUGCAGUGGGAGCAGGCGCUGUGCCUGACGCUGGCCUGGCUCGUGGUCUACCUCUGCAUCCUCCGCGGCACCGAGUCCACCGGCAAGGUCGUCUACCUCACCGCUUCCUUGCCCUACUGUGUCCUUAUCAUAUACCUGAUACGAGGAUUGACGCUCCACGGGGCUGUGAACGGGCUCGUUUACAUGUUUACCCCGAAGGCUGUCCAGGGCACAGGACUAGCGUUUAUAGUCUACUCCGAAGCAAUCAAAAACAUGGAGGUGUCGCAGCUGUAUUCGGUGCUCUACUUCGUCAUGCUGUUGACACUGGGCAUAGGCAGCAUGCUGGGAAACACGGCCGCUAUCCUCACGCCGCUGACCGACAGCAAGUUCAUCGCCACCCGUCUGUCCAAGGAGGUGAUCUCAGGUAUUGUGUGUGUCAUCAACUGCAUCAUUGGCCUGACUUUCACCAUGGAGGCUGGAAAUUACUGGUUUGACAUAUUCAAUGACUACGCAGCCACCCUCUCGCUGCUGCUUAUCGUGCUGGUAGAAACCAUUGCUGUGUGUUACAUUUACGGGAUAAGAAGAUUUGAGAAAGAUCUUCACGCAAUGAUUGGACAUAAGCCAAGCUGGUAUUGGAAAAUUAUGUGGGCUUUUGCUAGUCCUUUGCUAAUAAUAAGCCUAUUUAUAUUUUACAUCACCGACUAUAUCCUCACAGGAACACUGCAAUACCAAGCAUGGGAUGCCACACAGGGGCAACUGGUGACAAAGGAUUACCCCAGCUAUGCCCUGGCUGUGAUUGGGCUGCUGGUGGCAGCAUCCACCAUGUGCAUCCCCAUGGGGGCUCUGAUAACUUUUAUUAGCAGGAGGCUGAAGAGGGAAAACAUUUGCAUGGUUGCAUGAACACAGACCAGGGGACUCACGAAGACCUUUCCCGCAGUGCCAGUGACUGGGCACUUCUGGAAGACCACAGCAACCUUUAUUUGCAGCAGCCGUUCAUAGAUUGAGAACCUCGGGUGCUGUAUUUACCAAAAAGUGCUCUUAGGAGGUCCCACAACAGUUCAGAAAAAAAACAGAAAAAAGCUCUUCUGUAAGAGAUGAAGCUUUAAGAUGGCCUCUGUAAGGGGGGAACGGGGAGGGGGGAACAGAACAGCAGCUCACAACAUGCUAUUUAGCACAAACUAACCAGCAUAUUGGCUAAUUAUGUAACAUUAGGUUGUUCUUUUCCACUCUGCCUCUGUGGAAACGGGAGCAAUGAACUAAGCAUGUUCUUUCACUGAAGUAUCGGUAUCCUUACCCUUCCAAAGAGCCAAACUUAACAUGCAUGCUAUUUGAAAUGACAUCUAUAUUUAAUCUGUUCAAGUUUUAUGCUGUGAAUGUAAUAAUUCCUUUUCUAGAAAAGGAAAAUCACCAGGAAGGUAUCAGAGAGAAAUACAGCCAAUACUGCUUCUUUUAUAUUUCUGCCCAGCAAAGCAGUUUUUAUAUAAGCUGCAAA